GACUCAACUGCAAAUUGCCAUGGAAAGAAUCAUAGAUGAUUUCAUGCUGAAUACACUGAACAUUGGGGGUCCUUCAUGCUGAGCGAGAGUGGGUUGCUUCAACUGAUGAAGGCCCAGGUUCCAAAUGUGCAACAGAUUCCCUGGAACAAUGUCUCUGCUGGAGAAUGCCGUCGAUACCAUGAUCAACGUCUUCUGUCAGUACUCCAACCUCAAACCUCCUGCGGACAAGCUGAGCAAAGGGGAACUCAAGCAGCUGAUGGAGAAAGAGCUUGCAGGGUUCUUGAAGAAUCAGGUGAACCCUCAGGCCAUUGAGGAACUGUUCAAUCAGUUGGACCAGAAUCAGGAACAGCAGCUCUCCUUCGAAGAAUACAUGGUCUUGAUCAGCCGGGCCACCUCAGCAACUCACCAGAACCUCCACAGCCAGUGAACGGGUGGAAACAAAAAAUAUAUAUUCUCACCACUACAUGGAGGAAGAAGAAGAAGAGAUCAGAAUGAUGGCUCGGGGAAUGGAAAAAGAGAAGAAUUAAAGGAGUGCAAAAUGCACGCAGGGCCAGGUGACUGCGGAGCAGGGCGU
Messenger RNA from Rhineura floridana, 574 nucleotides. RefSeq names its product protein MRP-126-like. NCBI's taxonomy places the organism in Eukaryota, Metazoa, Chordata, Lepidosauria, Squamata, Rhineuridae. The transcript is spliced from 3 exons. Gene Ontology annotation, biological process: endothelial cell migration. Gene Ontology annotation, molecular function: transition metal ion binding; calcium ion binding. The record is from RefSeq and is a predicted model, not a curated record. Gene Ontology annotation, cellular component: cytoplasm; extracellular exosome. Bases 125 to 427 code for a protein of 100 amino acids.